Molecule: messenger RNA, 1695 nt
Organism: Sphaeramia orbicularis (orbiculate cardinalfish)
Lineage: Eukaryota; Metazoa; Chordata; Actinopteri; Kurtiformes; Apogonidae
Gene: tor2a
Product: torsin family 2, member A
Exons: 6
Coding region: 39-974 (311 amino acids)
Cellular component (GO): endoplasmic reticulum lumen; nuclear envelope
Molecular function (GO): ATP hydrolysis activity; ATP binding
Source: RefSeq, a predicted model, not a curated record
AACGUCCAGUCGGUUUCUCUGCCAACGGGGCAGCGAAGAUGUGGACCACCCUGUCUGUGUUUAUACUGUGUUUUUUCAGUCCUGUUUGCUGCGUUUUUCAGAAGCUUUACUGCACUUUAUCCGACAGUUGCGACUGUGACUUUAAACCCAAUAUCAGAGACCUAGAGUGGGAUCUCUACAAAAAUGUCUACGGCCAACAUCUGGCCCAGGAGAUCGUGUCGGAGGAGGUGGCGAGGUUCCUCCAGGAAAAGAACCCCGAGCGGCCUCUGGUCCUGUCGUUCCACGGCUCCUCGGGGACCGGGAAGACGCUGGUCAGCUCCAUGCUGGGGGGUCACCUGUACGGCUCGGCCAUGAGCAGCCCCUACGUCCACCAGUUCAUCCCCACGCUGCACUUCCCCUUAGCGAACCGAGUGGACGAGUACAGGACGGAGCUGAAGACCUGGGUCCAGGGGAAUCUGACGGAAUGCGCUCGCUCUGUCUUCAUCUUCGAUGAGAUGGAGUUGAUGCCUCCGGGCGUCGUCGACGUCCUGGAGCCUUUCCUGGGUCCGUUCCACGUUGUGUUCAGCACAAACUACCGCAAAGCCAUCUACGUUUUCAUUAGCACCACGGGGGAGGAGGUGAUCAACAGAGUGACUCUGGAGAACCGGCAGGCCGGACGGGACCGGGAGGAGAUCAGGCUGAGCGAGCUGCAGGACGCCAUCGCCCAGACGGUUUAUAACAGCAGCCACAGCGGGUUCUUCCAGUCCUCCAUCAUCCAACAGAAGCUCAUCACCGCCUUCGUUCCGUUCCUGCCGCUGACUCGCCUCCACGUGGAGCGCUGCGCCCGCUCUCAGCUGUGUCAACAGGGUCACUGCCAACGCGCCGACGUGGUGGAGGCCGUGGGGGGCGACAUGAGCUACAGCCCCACCCAGGGGCGGUUCUUCUCCACCACCGGGUGCAAGGCCGUCCCCGCCAAAAUCAACCUCUUCCUCUGAGAGAAGGGGGUGGAGUUAAAGGACGGAAAGGGAAAUGCCGCUGAGAUUCAUCUCACGGGAGGGGUCGGACCCUUUGGAUGGACCGGACCCUUUGGAUGGACCGGACCCUUUGGAUGGACCGGACCCUUUGGAUGGACCGGACCCUAUAGAGGCCGGUUUUGGCCCACGGACCGUAUGUUUGACCCCCCUGGUCUACAGACCCAGUUCAUGAUGGAUGACUGGAUCCUGUAUUUAUUGUUCUUCGUCCUCAAUGAGGUCACCGUCAGCAGGUUGAUGGGCGGCGGCAUCAGGAUGACGCCCUCUUUGACCUCUGUCAGAAGUAAUGGGCGGAGUCACAGCCUCCUCAGCAGGAUGUGCAGAUUUCAACAGGUGGCUUUACACUUGAAGAUGUUUUUAUGUGUCAGAAAGACUCUGGUGUGAAAGGAAACUAAAUGUGUUGAAACAGCUGAAACCUUUGUCUCAUGUGAAACGUGUUGAAGCAUCAACAGGAUGAUGGUGCAUUUAAUGAACUGAUGGAAGAAGGGAACCUGAAGUAACCACCACAAGUUCAGCCUAAGGCUCCGUUCACACAGCAGGUCUAAUGCACAACUGGGAUUGUUUGGUGAAAUCCGAUGUUUUUUCUGUGCUCGUUCAUAUUCCACAUUAAAUGUGACUUCUAUCAGUUUUGAGUCUGAACUGAAUGUGACCCUGAAGUGACCCACAUGCACUAAAGAGGUCCUGA